Molecule: messenger RNA, 764 nt
Organism: Plutella xylostella (diamondback moth)
Lineage: Eukaryota; Metazoa; Arthropoda; Insecta; Lepidoptera; Plutellidae
Source: RefSeq, a predicted model, not a curated record
GCCUCGUCCGAAGGGAUUACAAAAUUAUAACACUUGUAGUACCGCUAGCGGUUCACCACUUCACACACUUUAUUUGAGGGUAAGAGUUAAAAAAAAAACUGACGUCACCAAGCUCCGCCUCCUACCCGGUCGUGUCAUUCGCUUUUUAGUGCUCGCCACGAACACAUCUUUUUCGUGUCUCUCUUGUUAAAUUUUGUGUUACCGGACGUUAAAAAGUGUUUAUAUCAUGCCUAAACGCAAAAAUGAUAAUAGUGAUUAUGAUAAGUUAAUGAAAAAAUUCAAAAGGUUGGAGAAAAAAGUGCGGCGUCGAUGUCGUAGUCGAAGUCGAUCAAACUCACGAUCGUCAUCACGAAGCAGCCGGCGACGCUCGAAUUCACAAGUACCAGAACAAACGGAAAACCACAAUGUUGGUGAAUUCAAUGUUGCCCAGCUCCUCGACGGAGACCAUACCUUCAAUACUCCUGCAUCAGAGCAUCAUAAUACCCCAGCCCAUGAUGGACCAUCAUCUGUAGGCACCGCUGCUGCGGCUACUACCACCGACAAUGCUCACAUGGCAGGCCCGAGUGGCCAAGCUAUCGAAAUGCUCGAUUUAUCUAACCUAGAUGAGGAACCACAGCCCCUCCCUACUGAACCCGUCUUGGAUGAUGCGAUUCUAGAAAUAUUAGGUGAUGACCCAACUAUAUCUAAUACAUAUGGGGCUGAAAUCCAAAAAGAUCUGGCUAUAAGACUGGAGCAUAUCGCUACUCAUGGGCUGACUGAGUAAC